Molecule: messenger RNA, 4785 nt
Organism: Mycena indigotica
Lineage: Eukaryota; Fungi; Basidiomycota; Agaricomycetes; Agaricales; Mycenaceae
Product: Mediator of RNA polymerase II transcription subunit 13
Exons: 5
Coding region: 1-4785 (1594 amino acids)
Biological process (GO): regulation of transcription by RNA polymerase II
Cellular component (GO): mediator complex
Molecular function (GO): transcription coregulator activity
Source: RefSeq, a predicted model, not a curated record
AUGGCAAACAGGCCACCGACGCCAAGCGACAAACUACUCGCCUCUGCCAUUCCCCUUCCUUCCGACACCCCCAUAUCAUGCCACAUAUACUCCCCAGUUGCAGGACCCAGCUCUCAAUCAUACACGCGCGCUUACGCCGACUUAUUGGAGCUCGCCAGACGGGAGGUCUACGUUAGAAAUCAUUCCAACAACGUCCCAUUGACCAAGAGUUUGCUGACGAGUGUCAAUAUUGGUAGUGGGGAAUCUUGCAUUUAUGUUUUCUCGAUAGGGAAGCAGGAUGAGCUGGCUGAGCUUGUCUUCGACGGGCUGGCGGUUACUUCCCAAGUCAAGUUCUCCCCCGCAGACAUCUAUCCCUGCUCCCCCGCCUGUGCCAAUGCAACUAUUCCUUGCUCUGCUUGUCAGGACCCUACUACUCCCCGCCACCUUUUACCUCAACAACAUUUGCGAUUGGUGUACAGCCACUUUUUGGAAGCAGUUCGGACGCGUAUAAUCGACGAUUUGUCGGAAGCUAGCAACUCUCAACAACUUCAGAAGAAACGAUCUGUUAAGCGCUUCAGGGGCGGAUUCGUGCUGGGCCCUCCACCAAGUUCGACAGAGUGGAGCAAAGGUUGGGAUAACCAUGCAUCGUCGCGACCGUUGGUCUUUUGCCAGUUGCAAAUCCACCUCAUUAGCCAGCCUCAGCCGCAAUUCAUAAUUCAUCCGCAAAUGCACACAACUCCCUUUGUCGGUCUCCCUCACGGCCCUGGACGACCCCUCCCUGAUGGCGCGCCAAUUACAUUAUUACCUCAUGGGACCCCUGCAUUUUAUUUGGCAUCGUAUUCGGGCCCAACCUCCGUGCUUAGGCGUCAAUUUCAUGACUCACUCCGAGGGCUGGGUGUUUGUGGAUGGGAUGCCGAAGAAAAUGACAGCUCUACAGGCAAGAACGGGGCUGAUGGACGCGAGACAACAUUCAUUAUUGCAUGGAUCAACGUCGAAAACAAGCAAGGCGAGGAAAAAGGUAUCACAAUCAUAUACCCUUCCAGCCUCUGUCUCGGGUUUGCUCCAGGCGCCCCGUCAUUGUGUUGUUCAGGACGAAGAGAAUCACUUUCAUAUAUUCCAGACCUUCCGCCCCAAUUGCAACCUUCUCCUCAAAUCACUUCGGCUACGCCAGCCUCUGCAGUUUUCCCUCCUCCGGUUCCUUCGCAUCUUGACUUUGCCCUCCAAUCCACAUCAUGUCCUCCUACUCCUUCCCCACUUGCAACACGCUCUUUCAGAAAUCUGACUAUUUCUCGGUCAAAAAACCUGCGGCAAAUUGCAACACAAGUCAAUGGCUAUGUUGAUUCCGUUGCCAAAGAGCGUGAAAGGGAGAGGGAACGAAUGCGAAGAGAACGUGAAAGAGAGGGCAGUUCUCCCCAGCUAGCCCGAGCCAGCACUAUUGGUGCCAUGUCAACUCCAGCAGCCACCCCGGCUUCUAUACCGCCACAGACACCAGGUCCCCUUCCCCCUGCUUCUACUCCUCAAACCGUGUCAAUACAAGCUCCCGCGCCAUCCACUUUCUAUCCAUCUCCGCCUGAAGCUGAUCAGCUUUUUGUCGCUCCAGAUGAGAGUCGGACAUCACCAGUAGUUACGGAGCCUGUCCCACAACCCGAGGCCACACCACCACCCGUCCAAAAGCAACCGCAAGCACCAGCGGCGAGUUUUGAUCCUUUCAUGGACAUCGAUAUGGCUAUGAAUAGUUUCGGUGAUAUGAAUGGAAUGAUUGACAUCGCGAUGGGCAUGGACUUUGGGAUGGGAAAUGCGGCUGCUGGAGCGCUUCAGCAACGUGGAGCUUUGUCGACUACCAUGGAUUUCGACAUUACGGACGACGAUUUCAACUUUUUUGAUGCUCCACACGCUCAAACUCUUCCUCUGCACAGCGCUCCGAAUGCUAUGCAAUUCCAUAGCGGGUCAAUGUCUAUGGGCUUGAAUGGAAUGCUUGGAAUGUCGCCCUCUAAUCUCCUCUUUGGUGAAAGUCCCAGCGCCGCGAUUGACUGGAACCAGUUCACGCCUGGUCCUGAUGUUCACCCAGCCGGUAUACCUAGCGUUCCAGAGCUUCUCCCCCCAACUCCAGGCGAAACACCGAUUGCUCUUUCGGUCUCAGCCCCUGUUACGCCGAGCGUUUAUCUUGCUGACUCAGAAGAUCACAUGACCUCGUGGAACUUUACUCGACGAGUUACGAGCAUCGGACCGCAAGGGAAUUUCGAAGCCAUUCGGUUUGCGGAGGCGCAUCGUCUUGCCGAUGGCAAGUAUGCCAUGGGGAAAUUCGCAUUACCUAGUCCACCUCCCGAGAAGGGCGACGAGGGCACGGGUGGAACGCAUCUUGGAGCUGCGUUUCGCUUAAGCGGUGGUGGUUGGGGAGAUGAUUAUGCCUCCAAAACGGAUCCACGAAUCGCCUUGGUGAAGAAAUUAAUCGGUGUCAAGCGCAAGACAGCAUUUAGGGAAGGUGGCCGGAAAUCCGGCCCUAAAGUGUCCCCAGCUUGGCGAAGGGAGGUCGAAGAUUGGGAAACCCGACUACCAGACACCGAUGAGCCCAAAUCUGACUUGGAAUCGGACGAAGAAGAACCCGAAAUGGACGAGGAAACCCCGUUGGAAUCGCGACCGUCCACACCCCCUCCGCCUUAUCUUCCUCUCGGGCCAACAUUACUCCAUACCCAUUUUCUGCAUGCCCAUUUGCUCCCUCUCAGUGGGCCCCUUCGUCCGCCGGGCUCAGCUGUUGCAGCCCCAUCGAUGACCCCAUCGUAUUCUGGUGCUCUGGCCUCAGUACCGACACCUGUUUCUCCUGCAGCACUCCUUGGUGCAGCGACAGAAAAGUCCAAAUCUCUUGAGGCUGUUGCAUUUGCGAUUGGGCGAGAGAUCGUGGAAAACAGUGUUUGGGGAGAAGCCUGGCGAUCGAGUAUGGCCGGUUCCUCGUAUUCGACGGCCAUGAAAAGCUCCCCAGAUGCGGUUUGGCCCGCGGACAUCAGAAUCGUCGCCCAACUAUUUCAACUCGUGCCGGAGAUUGUUGGGCCACUAGACCUCGACGCGUUGUUCGACCUGAAAGCGAGCGAAGAAAAGAGGAAUAUCGAAACCUUGGAACCUCCUCAUAUUGCUAUCGGGAAGGCAGAAGCGAUCAUCCAGCUCACUCCAUCGGCGCUGAGAUUCUGGGACAAACUCGGUUUGACGCCAAAGGGUGGUCAGAAGAACGCAACUGUGUUCAUGUUGUUUGAGGACGACGGUGAAACACAUGCUCAACUUGUUGAGACAUGGUUGUCUAAACUGACAGCGCUGUACAAGAGUCGAAACCUCGGGACUUUGACCGCUGGCAAGCAUGACAUGUGUUCAAAAGAUGGGGUUUUCCCAAUGCGGUUCGAUUCAACAUUCCGCAAGACUCUUUCUGCAUUUGUUGCUGGCCUUGCCUCACUACCGCAACCCUCUACCUUUGUCUUUUACAUAUGCACGCCAUUAUCGACCAUGUCGCUCCAAUCACCACUACUUCGACAGGUUUUCUCGUCCGCGAAGAAGGCUCUUCAAACACUGGAAGGAGCGUCCAGACCCCUCUUCCAGUUCAUCCCCGAGGUCACAAUUCUGAGUGCAACCACACAGAAUCCCGCACUGCAAAUUUCCGAAUUGAAAGCAGUGUGCUUGUCGACUUAUGAUCGAAUACUAGCGUCAGUGGACCGCGCCAUGUCGCGCCAAUUCUUCGCGCACAGCGAGCCUGUCAGGCAACACUUGCAAGAUUUUGCCUACUCCCUCGCUCGGCCGAUUCGUCCGACAGUGCAUUUCGCCCACACGACCAAGCCUGCGUUGGAUGUGCUUGACGCUGGAAUGCUGCUCCACGUCGCUUAUGCGUUGAGCGAGUGUGGGAAAUGGAUUUUAUGUGCUUGCGUAGACCAGCGAGGCGAUGCCCAUGAUUUGGCUGUUUGGAUGACGCAAACACCCACGCAUGUCGACGACGAUAUUGAAAUGCUCUCGACCGAGGAAUAUGCUGUUCGCAAAAUCUGGGACUUUGCAUUCGGCUUUGCGAAGCGCGCAAGUGUUUCUUGGCGAAUCGCGAUCUCCAAAUUGGGGUCAAUGGAGUCGGCUGAUCUAGAAGCGUGGUCGACGUUUCUCCCCGCGACGGUGGAGAAGUGUUCAAUGUCAGGUAUACAGGUAGCACUGCUGUCUGUCGAGCCAGAUGCUGCUUGGUCAUUUCUACUUCCGGAUGCGAAGCCCUCGACAAACCCGACUGGAAGACCGCCUUCCCGCAUAACCUCGACUUCAACGACGCCCGCUGGUGUCAAGGCGCAACCAUUAUUGGUUGACGUUUCGUCAACAACAUAUGCCAUCUACCCACACCGCCACCUCCCGCUCCCCGUUCCGUUGUCGCCUGCUGUUGACCUAGGACUUAUCGACGGCUAUGUUGCCGAGACUUCUGGCUUGGUCAUUGGUGACGAAGAUAAUGAAGCCGCUACACCGAUCUCUGCUGUCAACCUGGUGACUGCUCCGACUUUUCCCCACCCGCUUCCUAUCCAGCCGCUUUCGACGACAUUGCUGGUCCGUGUACCCGCUGCGUCCAUUGCGAGCACUCCUUCGAUGCUCCACAUUAAUCUUCUGGCGGUGUUUCCUCCCAAACAACCUUCGACUCAGCUGCACAAGGACAUUACACAAUCCUUCUACGAAUUGAGUGUCUUGGGAGCGACACGGUGGCGCUUGUCGGCGAACGGCGGCGCCAACCCGAUAUUGCCGUUCCACCUCGGCGCUGUGGACGCGAUGAAGGGUGCUUUGGGACGGGAGGUCGGGUCAGGUUAA